GUUAAUCCUACCAGUAAAUUCGUCCACGUUGAGAUUUACAAUGAAUUGUCUUACAUAAUUACAAGCUUGAUUAUCAUUGCUUUAAUUCUAUUUUAUUUUAUUAUUCCUUUAUUUCUUGUACCUUAUAACUGGUGCCAUCUACGGUUGAUUUCCUAGAAGCAGUUGCAAUAACGUUGGGUCAAAACUCUAGUGUGAUACGAUGUCGGGUAGUGCCGUGAACUGUUGGUUUAAAAAAUAAUUGUAAGAAUUCCUCGUGAAGAAGCGUUUAUUUAGAAAAAGAAAUGGCUGGGUUAGAAGGAUAUGAACGGGUCUAUAGAGGACGACCUUUGGAACCUUGGGAAGCUGGUGGUGGAUAUCCGAGCAAAUAUCACGACCGCGAGGUUAUCCGUCCUUUGGAUAUACCAGUGGUUCAUCCACUAGCACAGAAUAGUCCGCCACAGGACGACGAUACAACUGUUAAAAAGUAUGUAGGCCUUGGAUGUGGCUUGGCUAGUCUUAUCACAGAGAAUCUAUUAAUACAUCCGUUUAUUGUGUUACGGAGACAAUGUCAAGUGAAUCCCGUUGCCACCAAAUAUCAUUUAGUACCUAUCACUUUGGUACCAGUAAUAAUACGAUUGCAUCAAAGUCAAGGAUUAAAUAUAUUGUGGAAGGGAAUUGGUUCGGUAUUGAUUGUUAGAGGACUGGCACUGGCUGUGGAAGAUUUGGUAUCCAAAGUCACUCCUUGGCCAAAAGAAAUAACUUGCAACAGUUCCUUGAGAGCUUUUGGACAGCACCUUCUUUUAAAAUGCGUAGCGAUUGGGAUAGUAUCUCCUUUUUAUUCAGCAUCUCUGGUGGAGACAGUGCAAUCUGAAAUUGCUUCGGAGCGACCAGGAAUUUUUGACGUAUUUCGUGAUGGUGCAAUUCGUUUAUUGGAAGUCACUAAUAAGGGCAGACUCAUUCCUAUCUAUGCCCUUUUGCCAGCAACUGUGGCCUGUGGCCUUGCUAAAUAUCUAUUCGCACUGAUUGUACGUGGUGUCACUAGCCGCAUUAUGCAUAUUCGUCACAAACACUCCCAGGAAGCUACGGGAGCCUACAGCAGAGAUCUUGUAUCGGAGACUGUGGUUCAGGAUAUAGAAUUACACUCUGCUUUGAUCUCAACCUGUGCUGCUGAUGUUGUAUUUUAUCCAUUAGAAACUGUCAUUCUGAGACUGCACUUGCAAGGCACUAGAACAAUUAUUGACAAUUUGGAUGAUGGCAGAAGUGUUACGCCAUUGCUGACAGGGUACAGUGGUGCUGUAGAUUGUUAUCGUACCAUUAUUGCAACCGAAGGACCCUUAGGUUUGUAUAAAGGCUUCGGAGCUCUUAUAUUGCAAUUUGCUGCCCAUGUCUUAGUAUUGAGAACAACCAAGUGGAUUAUUACAGAAAUUACUAGUAUGUUAAGACCUAAGCCUAAGCCAAUUAAACCACAGCAUUCUUAUUAUAAUGAAAUAUGAACUGGUAUAGUUUUUUUUUGGAUUUCUAAAAUCUAAAUAGAAACGUAAUAUUCUGAGAGCAGUGACUUUCUUUGAAUAACUGCAAUUAAUAUUCGCUGUUAAUCAGAGAAACGGGCGGCUGUUUAAUUUUUAUCAGAUAAUAAAGAAACACUUAAAAGUGUGCAGUAACUAAUCGAAUAAAUUAAACAUGACGAGAAUUGCUUUGAUUUCUAAUAGGUGAUAAUUUUGAAAAAAAAUUACUUUCACUCAUUCUGCAUGAGGCAGUCUGUAUAUAUUAAGAAAUUUGUUAGUAGCCAAUGUAGAAAAAAAACAGCAACACUCUAGUCAUGCCCAUUCACAUUGUACAUACAAAGAAGUCAUUAACCAUUACGUAUUUCACAUCAAUUAUUAUACGGUAUGUACAGAAUGUUGUUAAUAAAACAUUUACAAACAA
Molecule: messenger RNA, 1905 nt
Organism: Cephus cinctus (wheat stem sawfly)
Lineage: Eukaryota; Metazoa; Arthropoda; Insecta; Hymenoptera; Cephidae
Product: solute carrier family 25 member 46
Exons: 5
Coding region: 282-1472 (396 amino acids)
Biological process (GO): mitochondrial membrane fission; mitochondrial fission
Cellular component (GO): mitochondrial outer membrane
Source: RefSeq, a predicted model, not a curated record